Messenger RNA from Physella acuta, 2346 nucleotides. RefSeq names its product tRNA (guanine(10)-N2)-methyltransferase homolog. Gene Ontology annotation, biological process: methylation. Gene Ontology annotation, molecular function: tRNA (guanine(10)-N2)-methyltransferase activity; nucleic acid binding. Lineage: Eukaryota; Metazoa; Mollusca; Gastropoda; Physidae. The record is from RefSeq and is a predicted model, not a curated record. Gene Ontology annotation, cellular component: cytoplasm.
ACUAAACUGUUAAAAAAUGGCAACCCGCUUAGCAUGUGCAGUAGGCCUAUCUCGCGAGCCAUUGAAAAGAUAUUUAAUACAGUUCGCCCAUGAUCAUCUUGAUUUUCGAUUGCAGGAAGUGAAAUCCAUCAUUUCUCUACUUGGCUGCAAAGCUUUACUAAAAGAUGAUGACCUAGGUAAAGGGAACCCUUUUAUGGAACUGGAACUGUCCAGUGAGACAGAUGCAAAGGCUAUCAUGCACAGAUCUGUCCUCAGCAAGAGAAUCUAUGAACUUUGGGCAGAUGGAGAGUGUCUUUCUGAAGUUUGUGAGAAAAUAAAUCUUUUGCCUGAGGAGAUUACAGCCCCUUACACUCAGGAGAGCAGCAGUUUCCGCAUCAUGGUAGAAGCUUUUAACAAGAAAAUAAGUACAUCCGAGAAGAUUAAGAGAAUUGAGCAACUAACAACAGUGAACAGCACGUUCCGAGGGAAAAUUGACCUCAGUUGCCCAGACCACAGCUUCCAUUUAUUGGAGUUUUAUAAAUUUGAUUCCGUCGUCGCAGCCACGAAGCCAGAAAAAGUUUAUUUUGGAAGAUGGGUAACAGAUGGUCAGAGAAACAAGAUACAAGAAUAUCAUCUACAGAAAAGACAUUUCAUUGCCAAUACAAGUAUGGAUGCCUGUUUAUCUCUGGUGAUGGCCAACCUGGCACAGGUCAAGCAAGAUGACCUUGUUAUUGACCCCUUUGUUGGCUCAGGCAGUUUGCUGGUGUCCAGUGCACAUUAUGGAGCUUUUGUUUUGGGCACAGAUAUUGACUACCUGCUACUUCAUGCUAGAGCUCGACCAAGCAGAGCCAAGCAGACAAAAAGGUCUAUAGAUGAGAGUGUGUGGAGCAACCUCAAGCAGUACGGGCUAGAGAGUAGAUACCUGGACGUGCUGGUGGCAGACGCCUCACAACUGACCAUGUGGAGGGAUAACAUCAGAUUUGAUGCCAUCAUUACAGACCCUCCAUAUGGCAUUCGGGAGGCUGCUGCAAAGAUAUCAACAAAAGAGAAUUCGGAUAAAAAAAUAACAGAUCCGGAGGCGCCUAGGUACCCCCAGAAAUCCCAGUAUCAACUAGGAGAUAUUUUCUGUGACCUCCUCAACUUUGCUGCCAAAUAUUUGACCAUAGGAGGUCGUCUAGUGUAUUGGCUGCCAAUUUACAAACCUGACUACAGUGAGUCCAACAUCCCCCAACACCCGUGCCUUAGGCUCGAGUCCAACUGUGAGCAGCCUUUAAACACCAGCAUAUCCAGACGUCUGAUAACAAUGCAAAAAAUAGCAGAAGUCCAGAAUGUUGUCACGAAGAGAGAAGCUACAAUUAUGCUAGACAACUUUCAAAGUUUUAGAAAAAACUAUUUCAAGCCCUUAGAUUCAUCAAAGGGCAAGAGUCAAGGCCACAACAGUUGUAGUGACACAGAAAGCUAGCACAAGUUAUUGAAAUAGAGACACUAAAACAACAUCCACCCCAAUAGUUAUAGUGACACAGACAGUUAGCACAAAUUAUUGAAAUAGAGACACUAAAACAACAUCCACCCCAACAGUUGACACUAGAACACUUUAAAACUAUUAAAUUAUUUGCUGCGUUACAUUCUUCCUUCUUUCUCCACCAUACACAGAAAGUUCAUCUUAAACUCAUCCUAAAUCUGACCAACCUAAAUGCAUUUUUUUAUAAUCUCUCAGCAAAUCAUGGAGCUCAAGUAUUAUAAUUGUUCUAAUUAAAAAACUUGAUGCACCAACCCUCAGUAAAUUAAGUUAAUUAUGAAAUCAUUAAACCUGUAGAUAUUGUACUGAGUAUUUUAAUGUCAUUAAGUUAAUUAAAAUGUGUAAGAUUGUACUGAUUGAUUUUAGUUGCAUGUCAGCAUCCCAGCACUAGGUGUGGAGUUGACUGAUGAGUCCAUGUAGUGUGACUUGAUUCAGGUGUGGAGUUGACUGCUGAGUGCAUGUAGUGUGACUUGAUUUAGAUGUGGAGUUGACUGAUGAGUGCAUGUAGUGUGACUUGAUCCAGGUGUGGAGUUGACUGCUGAGUGCAUGUAGUGUGACUUGAUCCAGGUGUGGAGUUGACUGAUGAGUGCAUGUAGUGUGACUUGAUCUAGAUGUGGAGUUGACUGAUGAGUGCAUGUAGUGUGACUUGAUCCAGAUGUGGAGUUGACUGAUGAGUGCAUGAAGUGUGACUUGAUCCAGAUUUAAUGGGUUAGUUCAUUAACUCUCAACGGCUGUUUAGUGAAGGAUAGCAUCAACUAGAGCAUGUUGUAAAGCUGAUAUAAAUUUUGAUUGAAUUAAAUUGAUUUUGUAAAGCUGAUAUAAAUGUUGAUUAAAUUCAAGUCAAAAAC